This is a messenger RNA of Anolis sagrei ordinatus, 1969 nucleotides long. RefSeq names its product G protein-coupled receptor 137 (gene GPR137). Gene Ontology annotation, cellular component: lysosomal membrane. NCBI's taxonomy places the organism in Eukaryota, Metazoa, Chordata, Lepidosauria, Squamata, Anolidae. The record is from RefSeq and is a predicted model, not a curated record. Gene Ontology annotation, biological process: negative regulation of bone resorption; regulation of autophagy; positive regulation of TORC1 signaling.
CGCCGUUUACGCCCUUGACGUAACAAAGCGCCGCCUACUUAAAGGGGGCGGGCCUUACGCACUUGGCGCAGACCCGGGCAGGGAAGCAGGUGCCUUGGGAACCAGGCUGAGGCACAGGCAGAGGGGGGCUCCUAAAUCUGGACCGGAAGUGGGGGAAAGGGGGACUCUUUACGAGCUGGGCUUCCGGUGGGGGAAGGAAUAGGGCUGUAGGUACCUGAGGGAGGUGUUUGACAGGAAGUGGGCCCACUCAGGCUGCCAUUGUGGCAAGAGGCUUUGGAAAUGGAGGGAAAAGGAGUUGUAGAUACCUGAGGGUUAAAGGGAAGCAGGUGUUUGACAGGAAGUGAGGCUGUGAAACACCUGGGGCAAGUGUCAAGCCUUGAGGGGAGCACCUUCUUUCUUGGGGGAGAUUCCCAAAUUGAGGGCAGGUCUGAAUUGAGGCCUAAGUGAAGUAGCAGUCUUUGGGGAAGGGCUUCUUCUUCUUCUUUCUCCUCCCAAAGUGAGGGCAUCUCAAGGGCAUCCUUCUCAUGGAAGCGGCCUUCGGUUCCUCCGCCGAAGAAGGCUCUCUCGGCCCUAAGGAUGUGACCCACUCUCCCGCUUGUUGGGGGGCAGCUCCGCCAUCUUGAGAGCGUGGUGGUGCCGCCCCCCAGGCUUCUAACCACGUUGGGAUGCCUCCUGAGAUAAUGGAGAAGGCCCUGGGCAACCUCAGUACGGUUGUGGUGCCCGCCUCGCGCCUCACACCGGCCUUCCCGCCAGCCGUGAAGGUGGGCUUGACGGCGCUCUACACGGCCCUCUACGCCGCGCUCUUCCUCUCGGUCUACGCCCAGCUAUGGCUGGUGCUCUUCUACCGGCACAAGAAGCUCAGCUACCAGACGGUCUUCCUCUUCCUCUGCCUGCUCUGGGCCGCCCUGCGCACCACCCUCUUCUCCUUCUACUUCCGCAACACCCUCAAGGCCAACCGCUUGAGCCCCUUCUUCUUCUGGCUCCUCUACUGCUGCCCCGUCUGCCUCCAGUUCUUCACCUUGACCCUCAUGAACCUGUACUUUGCCCAGGUGAGUCAGGACAAGGUGGUUUUCAAGGCCAAAGCGAAAUACCGCCCUGAACUGACGAAAGGAUUAUUGAUAGUGCGAGGAGCAUGCCUGGGUGCCAGCAUCCUCUUCCUGGCGGUGAAUGUGGCGUGCGCUAUGUUGGUACGAGCUCGCCGAGCUGAGACUUGGGCCGUGGUCCUGGCGCGCGUGCUCAUCAGCGACUCCCUCUUUGUCCUCGGGGCUGUCUCGCUUGCCCUUUGCCUGUGUCUUGUGGCCCGUGGCUCGCCUUCGACCCGCAUCUACCUAGAAGCGAAGGGCACGACGCUGUGCCAAACGGCUGCCAUGGGCGGCACCAUCGUCUUACUCUACGCCAGCCGAGCCUGCUACAACCUGGUGGCCUUGGCUUUGUCCUCCCGCACGCGCCUCGAUUCCUUCGAUUACGACUGGUACAACGUGUCCGACCAGGCAGAUCUGAUUACAGACCUCGGCGACCAAGGCUACGUUGUCUUUGGCCUCAUUCUCUUUGUUUGGGAAUUGCUGCCCACGUCGUUGCUAGUUGGCUUCUUCCGCGUCCACCGGCCGGCGCAAGAUAUGAGUGCCAGCCGGGUCUUCAACCGGCAGCUUGGAGUCUCUCGUUCGUACUUUUUUGACCAUCCUGGGCAGCGUGAUAGUGAAGGAUUGACCGGCAGCUUGACCGGACGACUGGGCAGCGGCAGCUGGUACGGCUCUAUUAACCGCAGCGGGGACCAAGACUGGUUUGGGGGCCACCCUCCCACGGCGCCCCUUUUAUUCUCGCAGGCCGCGGUUCCCGGCGGCCAUCAUCACAGCCUCUAUUCCACCCCGCAGAACUGAGGGAUCAUGGGAGGGUUUCGUUUAGAGUCCACUAUUGCGGGAGAGUGCGUGAAAUGGGGCGGGCUGGAUCCCACGCUUGGUAUUGAUAUACC